Messenger RNA from Drosophila sulfurigaster albostrigata, 893 nucleotides. RefSeq names its product chromosomal protein D1-like. The transcript has 2 exons. The coding region runs from base 178 to 732 and encodes 184 amino acids. NCBI's taxonomy places the organism in Eukaryota, Metazoa, Arthropoda, Insecta, Diptera, Drosophilidae. The record is from RefSeq and is a predicted model, not a curated record. Gene Ontology annotation, molecular function: DNA binding.
UUGGUGUUGUACCAGAGUUGCAGCGAAAAACGAAAACCAAAAAGAUGCUUGGACUGAUGCCUGAGCAUUAUUAAACUUGUAACCUUAUCGCAGUAAACAACUAACUGAAAAAAAGUAGUGUCCAAAUAGUUUUUUUUGUACUGAAAAGGCGCGGAAAUAUAUUAAACAAGCAUUAUAAUGGAAGCCAUCAAGAAACGCGGAAGGCCCUCAACAGGCCCAAAAACUCCAAAAACACCUUCAGGCAAUGGACGCGGUCGCCCUAAGAAAAUCGAAGACCCAACAAGCGCUAAGAAAGAUAAGAAGACGCCAGUCAAAGUAGUACUUCCCACUCCGAAAAAAGCAGCGCCUAAGCCCAAGGAAGUAGCGGGAUCCCCUGGCAAGAAAGCGUUGGAAAACGCUGAGGAGCCUGUGCGCCACCUUGGUCGUCCCUCGAAGAAGAAGCCAUACUCGUAUGUGCCAACAGGACGCCCCCUGGGACGUCCGCCAAGUGGCAACCCUACGACCAAGCUGACCAUCAUUCGCACUGGCCGCAAGCCCGGACGCCCAAAGGCAAAGCGUGGGCCAUACGUGCCGACUGGACGUCCGCGUGGACGCCCAAAGGUAAAUCAGCUGGUUGUUGACGACUCUGAGGAAGUUGACGAAGAACCUGGGACGCCAAAAAAACGCGGUCGCCAACAACUCGCCGACAACAUAAAGUCGCCGUCUCCCAGCAAGUUAAUUAAGCUUUUUUAAUAUAUAAACUCAAAAUUCAACUACAUUAAAGACUAGACGUUUAGCUUUUUUGAGCUAUUAAUUUCAUUAAAAAUAAUAAGUUUCAUUAAAAAAGCACCUAUCCAAUAAUAUGUACCCUUGAUUAGUGACAAACCUAAGUAAAUAAACGAAUGCAAAAAAAA